Messenger RNA from Neoarius graeffei (lesser salmon catfish), 1902 nucleotides. RefSeq names its product RUN domain containing 3b (gene rundc3b). The record is from RefSeq and is a predicted model, not a curated record. NCBI's taxonomy places the organism in Eukaryota, Metazoa, Chordata, Actinopteri, Siluriformes, Ariidae. The transcript has 12 exons. The coding region runs from base 80 to 1435 and encodes 451 amino acids.
ACACGCCUCUGUGAUCUGAGGAGGACGGGACAGGAAAAAAGAGAUCAGGAGCUAGAUCUGGGCUGCACAGGAAGCGGGUAUGGCAUCCCCGAGCCUGGGGUUUAACGCGGCUCGGAAGAAAAGCACCGGGAGGACCGGAGCUGUGGAGAGGAGGAAUUUAAUCACCGUGUGCAGGUUCUCAGUGAAAACGCUUAUCGACCGGUCUUGUUAUGAAACUAUAGAUGACACAUCGCCGGAGUUCAUCAAUUUUGUCUCCAUUCUGGAGCAGAUCCUCAGCCAUCGGCUCAAAGGUCAGAUCACUUGGUUCGGCUAUGAGAGUCCACGUAGUUUCUGGGAUUUUGUGCGUGUGGCCUGCGGCAAAGUCCCUCACAGCUGCAUCCCAAGUAUUGAGAGCAUGGAGAAUGUUCGCAGUUCCAGAGCCAAGGGUCGUGCAUGGAUCCGAGUUGCCUUAAUGGAAAAACGGCUCUCUGAAUAUAUAUCUGCUGCCUUGAGAGACUUCAAAACCACAAGAAGGUUUUAUGAGGACGGUGCGAUAGUGCUGGGAGAGGAAGCUGGUGUGCUGGCAGAUACUCUUAUUGGACUAAACGCUAUUGAUUUCAGUUUUUGUUUGAAGGGCGAGAGUUUGGAUGGAAGCUGUCCUGCUGUGAUUGACUACACACCUUACCUCAAGUUCACACAAACCUCGGACAGCAUCAGCAGUGAUGAGGAGGAGAUGAGGACUCUGGGUAGCAGUGGCAGCGAGGCCAGCACUCCGGAGACCAACAUGGCCGCCUGCUUGAGCACGGACCUGAGCAGCUGGUACAGCAAGUGUAAAAGAGUGGAGCAGAAAUACAGAGUGGUGCUGGAACAAAAGGGUUAUCUGGAGGAGCUGGUUCGUCUGAGAGAGGCUCAGCUCUCCGAGUCUGUUUCCCAAAAUAAAGCCUUACUGCAGCGUUUCACAGAAGCUGGCAUCAACCAUAAACUGGAGAAAGAACAGCUGGAGUUCAUCAUCCUGGAGCUCCAGGACCAGCUCAGAACCGUACUGAAGAACCAUGACCUGCGAUCCCGACAGGAGCUCACCUCUCACCUGACCAAUCAGUGGCCCUCGCCUGGUGCCGUGGACAGCAACGCCGUCGCUCUGGACACUCUCCUUUACCAGAAGCGCACAGGACACUGGGAAGAAAAGAGCUUUCCGAGUCUAGACCAGCUAUCUGCUGAUAUGAGUCUGUCUCAGAUGUCCCUGGAGCCGGGACACACACACACGCACAGUCUGGAUGGCAAGACCGGACUCACCCCCUGGCACAGAGAAGGUAAAGAGGACACGCCGUCUCUCAGAGGUCUGUGUGGGUCUCUAACUUCAGUGGCCAGCUAUAAAUCUCUGGCCAGCCUGAAGUCCAGCGAGUAUCUGGCGAGUCCGACUGCAGAUAUGACCAGCCCGGGGCUUACUCCAUCCUAAACAUGCGCAUGCGCACACACACACUGUACAUAUACGUGUAUUAUAGAUAUUUAACCAUAAACUGAAAGCCUAGUAUUUAACUACUUUUUUUUUAAACAAUCUGUUAUUGAACCAGAUCUGACUGCACUGUGCUAGAUCACAUGAUCAAAGCUAAAUCAUGGAAACCUACCUUGACGUCAUCGUUAUUCCCUCAAGUCUUGCAGGGUGUUGGUGUCGGUGUCAGGCUACAAGCAAUGAGACGAUACUUUUGCACUUUUAUUUCUCUAUAUCCAUUAGUCACUAGUGAUUUCUUAAAUAAACAAAAUUGCUUGCAGAUCAUGAUUGUGCUUUUUUUUUUUUUUUAUACUGUACACUUGAUUACAUUCCAAAAUAGAACCAAUAAAUACGAUUUCUUCCAAACUCAUCAUGUUUCUUUGGUGGUUGUUGAUUUCGUAAAGAACGACGCAUCACCGUGCGAUUCAUAGAGC